UGACCAUCACACUAAAUUGGCAAAUCAGCAUUGAUCAUCACCCCACGAUGGCUGCUGCCAUGGCCACGUUCUCACGCGCAUGGCUCAUGGCCAUCCUUCUCCUCGUCAUCACCCUCGCAACGGCGUCGACGCCAUGCUCAGCCGGUGUCAUGUUGCCAUCCACCUGGCCACUGGGCGGCAUACAAUCAUACCUCGCUGAUGCAGUGGCCAACGUAUUACGCCCACCACCCACACUCCCAGCAAUGGGUCCCAUCCAAACGAAAAUUCAGCGAGUUCGUCGUUUACGCGAUGCACGCUCCUACACCCGACAGCGUGCCCGCCUCCUCUCGGCAGCACGACGCCACCCAUCCCCCGCUCACGGAGACAUGGCAAUCAAUGCCCUCUCCUCUCUCCACUCCCUCCUCGAAUGGGAAGACGUCGAUCUCAUAGUCCCAGACACGUCGAAACGCUCCACUCUCCUCGCACUGGCAAAGAUGUCCUCGAGCGCAUAUGAGAGUCCACCGGGUCCACCCAGCUGGGAGGAUGGGUUCGAAGGGUGGAACUUGACAGAGAGCUUUGGGUGGGUCGAAAAUGGCAUCCGAGGGCAUAUAUUCUCCAAUGGACCGCAAAACGAUACCAUCGUGAUGGCCCUCAAGGGGACCAGCGCAGGCAUCUUGCCCGGUGGAGACGAUACCGGGAGGAGAGAUAAAGUCAACGACAAUCUCCUCUUCUCGUGCUGCUGCGCCCGCGUCUCAUGGACAUGGUCGCCCGUGUGCCCCUGCCCCUUUUCCUCGACUAAAUGCUCACAGCCGUGCCUGGAGCGAUCCCUCCUCACCGAAUCCUUCUACUAUCCGCUCAUCACCGACCUCUAUAACAACGUCUCCUACGCCUACCCGACGUCACAGAUCUGGGUCACGGGACACUCACUGGGGGGAGCACUCAGCAGCUUGAUCGGCAUGACCUUUGGCAUCCCAGCCGUGACAUUCGAAGCGCCCGCAGAACGGAUGGCGGCGAGGCGAUUACACUUGCCCACUCCACCGCCCAUGAAGCACGACAACGAUGCUACUUCAGGCGUGCCGCGUCUGCCCAUCACUCACGUCUACCACUCGGCAGACCCCAUCCCAAUGGGCACCUGCACUGGCUCCUCCUCGCUUUGCGGCCAGGCAGGCUACGCAAUGGAGUCGCGCUGCCACGCGGGGGAUGUGGUACUUUACAAUACGACGUACUACCUGGGUUGGUCGGAGAAUAUCGUCAAGCAUCGCAUCGCGACGCUGGUAGAUGACUUGCUCACAGAAGAUUGGGGGGAUCGCGUGAGAAGGGAGAAGGGGAAGAGCGUCAAGAAGGGGGGCAGUGGUAGGGCGUCUUGGUGGCCAUGGAAGGGAAGUAAGGGCAAGGACAAGGAUGACGAGUGGUUAGACCGCAUCGGCGAGGUGCCCGAGUUGAGCGAUCAGAGCAAGUGUCAGGAUUGUCUCGACUGGGAGUUUGUGGAUCGGGACAAGACCAAGUGAGGGCGGCAAGAUGCAUUGCUGCUCUCGGUCACUACGCGUCAACGUCCCGCUCCUCAUGUUGUACCUUGUAACGAAUCGAUAUGACUAUUUACGUGUAGGCCUGCCUUGUCAGGCGCCCACUGCUACAUCUCUA
Molecule: messenger RNA, 1620 nt
Organism: Jaminaea rosea
Lineage: Eukaryota; Fungi; Basidiomycota; Exobasidiomycetes; Microstromatales
Product: alpha/beta-hydrolase
Exons: 2
Coding region: 48-1487 (479 amino acids)
Biological process (GO): multivesicular body membrane disassembly; neutral lipid catabolic process; macroautophagy
Molecular function (GO): glycerophospholipase activity
Source: RefSeq, a predicted model, not a curated record